GUUGAUUUAGUCUCUUCCUUUGAAGCUCCUCUAUACAUCCUACCUACCUCUCAACCUUACUUAUCUUCUACCUCUUCCCGAUCCCAUACUUCUACCAACCCUUGACACUCCCUACCUGGCUCUCUUACACCUUCACCUUCCUUCCGACAUCACAUCACGGCGAUACCUACCCAGUAUACUUCUAUCCCCAUCUCUCUCGACUAUCCAAUCCCGUCCACCUGCAACUCAGAUCGCGCCACCGCCCAAUCGCAGUUCCAUAGAUCUACCUCCUGCGGGUAUCUAUCUCCAAUUAAGAUUUGCAUGAAGUGAUUCCCUUGCAGUCCUCACAGCGUCACCACCUUCCAAAGUUCAACAUCCAAACCGGACAGGAAGCAAGAAAAAAAAAAAAAGUAAAAAAGGAAGGAAUUACCCGAGAUCAAUCUUUCGACAGGGGGCAAGAAAUGCCCAAACCCCUUUAACAAGAGGUGCUCCUUUCUUCAGUGCAUGAUAUUAUCAUCAUCAUUGCAUUCCCUCCCUUCUUGUUACAGCGGAGAAUUUGGACCGAAAGACACAUUCCUUGCGAUUCCGUGAAACCGACCUGGUAUCUUUUGAAAGAUACUUGCUCUCAUUUUUUUCUUUUUCUUUUUUUUUAUAUCUCGUUUUCGUUCCUUUUUGAUAUUCCCUAUUGACGGGUCUCUAUCUCGACGAGCUUGUCUGCUCGAACCUCAACAGAACUCCAACCCAAUUCAUUCACUCACAGACUCCGACAAGAUGUUUAAGGGUCCGUCAUGUUUACAAGGCCGCCGGCAUAGUGAUGGACGUGCUGAUUGGCCCGCGUUCCCUCUACGCCAACUUUUCGUUCUCGCACUAUGCCGAAUCUGCGAGCCAAUCGCAUUCAUGUCUAUCUUCCCCUACGUUUAUCACAUGGUCGAAUCCUUCCACGUGACGGACAAUGACCGGAAGAUUGCCCUCUACGCUGGAAUGAUCACCUCGUCCUUCACGUUUGCCGAGUUCUCUGCCAGCAUGUUCUGGGGCCGGAUGAGCGACAAGAUUGGCAGGAAGCCUGUCCUGGUCAUGGGGCUGAUUGGAACCGCCAUCAGCAUGAUUGUCUUUGGAUUUGCUCCCAACCUGCCAGUCGCCAUGAUUGCCCGAGCCCUCGGAGGUCUCCUGAAUGGGAACAUUGGCGUCCUGCAGACUACGGUGGCGGAGAUCGUGACCGUCAAGGAGCACCAACCCCGGGCCUAUUCGAUUAUGCCAUUUGUCUGGUGCUUGGGCUCUAUCGUUGGUCCGGCGAUGGGCGGUGCGUUGGCAAAACCCUGCGACAGCUAUCCCUGGCUCUUCCAACGCGGCACUAUCUUCGACAGCUUCCCCUUCCUGCUGCCCAACCUCGUCUGCGUUGUCGUCCUGGUACUAGGCAUCGUUGUCGGUUUCCUCUUCCUGGAGGAAACCCAUCCGGAGAAGAAACACCGCCGCGACCCUGGCUUGGAAUUCGGCCAUUGGCUGGUCGGAAAAUUCAGCGCCUCUCGUGCGCAGGUGGCCGAGGUCACCGACGCCAAAGCCCCGCCAAACGCUGUCGCUUUCUACGAGGAACCCUACGACGCUGAGGAGGUUCCGCCCCCCGCAUACAGGAGCACCGAGUCUUCCCCCCGCUUGGGCCCAACCAAGGAGGUGGACACUUUCUCCGGCGAUGACGACAUUGAAGGGCAGAAGAAAGACCAGCAGUGUGCGACGCCCAAGGCUUUUACGCGGCAGGUGAUCUUCAACAUCAUCGCCUACGGAAUUCUCGCAUACCACAGCGUCUCGUUCGAUCAGUUGAUGCCCGUCUUCCUGAGCACGCCCAAGCCGACUGAGGACACUGCUCUCCCCUUCCAGUUCACGGGCGGCCUCGGCCUUGCCACCAAAACCAUCGGAUUCAUGCUCGCGGUACAAGGCGUCUACUCGAUGAUCGCGCAACUCUGGCUGUUCCCCUUCGUCGUGCGACACUUUGGCACUCUGCGCACCUUCCGCUUCGUUCUCAUGGUCUGGCCGCCACUGUACCUGCUGGUCCCCUACCUGAUUCUGCUGCCCGAAGUCCUGCAGCCCGCCGCGGUCUACGUCGCCCUGAUCUCCAAGAUCACCCUCCAUGUCAUCGCCUUCCCCGCCACGGCCAUCCUUCUCGCCAACGCCGCCCCGUCGUCCAAAGUACUGGGUUCCAUCAACGGCGCCGCCGCCUCGACGGCCAGCCUGAGCCGUGCCCUUGGUCCAACUGUCACCGGCCUUCUCCACUCCAAGGGUCUGGAGAGCGGGUAUUCGGUGCUGGCCUGGUGGGCUUGCGGCCUGGUCUGCGUCGUCGGCGUGAUCGAAAGCUUCUGGAUGGAGGAGACGCAGCCCAAGGAAGACGCCGAGAAAAAUCCCGAGGCCAGCGACUUGCACGUCAGCAAAGUCCCUCUGCGGGGUGCCUACACAGCCGGCAAAGAAGAGGCCACUCCCGAAGAGGUGCGGCGAUUGCUCUCUUCCACGCGAACUAGCGUCGACGACUCGGAAAUCCCCAAUGUGUCUUUGACCACGGUCACCCCAAAGGUUGAAGAUGUCUGAUUUUCGAGGGUCUACUGUUUUUCUCACUUCCCCUCUUUGCCUUCUUCUUCUCAUCUCCCCUCUCCGACUCAUCUUUCUAUUUUUUUUUUUUUUU
Molecule: messenger RNA, 2647 nt
Organism: Aspergillus candidus
Lineage: Eukaryota; Fungi; Ascomycota; Eurotiomycetes; Eurotiales; Aspergillaceae
Product: MFS transporter
Exons: 3
Coding region: 751-2553 (600 amino acids)
Biological process (GO): transmembrane transport
Molecular function (GO): transmembrane transporter activity
Source: RefSeq, a predicted model, not a curated record